GUGUAAAAGAGGACUCUUAGUGCAACAUCCUGCAGUAAACUACUCAACCUCCUCCGGUGCAGUCCAGGAAUACGAGGCCGAAGACCAAAGGAAGAUUACUACUGAAUGCUGGUCGUGCUAAACUUAACAACAACAUUGGAAACAUGAACGGCAGCGUGCGCAGGUCUCUGUUUGGCCGGGUGGAUCACGAGCAGCUCCACCGAGAAAUGAAACUCAAGUUCCUUGAAAUAUCUCAGGAAGACUUCCGCCGCUGGAACUUUAACUUUAAGACCGAGACUCCUUUGCCAGGCAGGUUUGAGUGGGAGAAAAUCCCCCCAGACUGCACCGUCGCUCUUCACCACGAGUCUUCCCAGCAGAAGUACACUUCUCCCGUCUUGGCAGCUGAGGACGAGGACGGGCCCGCUGAGACUGAAGAGGACAGGAGCGACCAGGAGAACUGUCCCGGCUUCUCCAACCAGUGUGCCGCCGAAGUGACGCCUGUUCGGAGGAAAAGGAUGCCCCCCAAGGCCAAAGAAAAUGCCCAAAUCACAGGCUUUUUGGUUCAGAGGAAAAAGUCUACAGAAGGCAAACGCAGCAAACUUUUCGCAAGUUACACUGAAGCAGAUAUGUUCAAAGCAAUGAGAUGAGAUCACACUUGUGGUGAAAAGCUACGAUGGUGACACCGUUUCCACUGACCCAGUCGCCAAUCUGUAUCUGGUUCAAUGUUGAUGUUAUAACUGUAUUUUCUUGUUGUUUCAAAUUUAUUUUGUGUUUUCUAUAAUUUAUUUUAUUUAUGUUCUUCUUCUUCUUUUUUUUUAAUGUGAACAUUCUUCGUCUGGAAUUGUCAGCAUAAGUAUUGAAACGUUGUUCCAGUUUGUUCGUUCUCUGACAUCGUUUGCUUUAACAUGUUAACUUGAAGAAAAUAUUAUACCUGUAUUAUUCUGUUGCCGACUGAUAUGUAAUGCAUGUGAGGUUGUAAAUGCUUGCUGAAGUUUUUAAAAACUAUUAUGACAAAAAAUGAAUUACUGUCGGCAGUUGGUUGUUUGAAGAAUGCUCUACUUUGAUUUGAAGAACUACCGGAUUGUUGAUGAACGACCACACUAAAUAAAACACAAGUUAUGUCGAAAUUUCCAUCAA
Molecule: messenger RNA, 1116 nt
Organism: Hippocampus comes (tiger tail seahorse)
Lineage: Eukaryota; Metazoa; Chordata; Actinopteri; Syngnathiformes; Syngnathidae
Gene: cdkn1ca
Product: cyclin dependent kinase inhibitor 1Ca
Exons: 2
Coding region: 144-626 (160 amino acids)
Biological process (GO): negative regulation of mitotic cell cycle; negative regulation of cyclin-dependent protein serine/threonine kinase activity
Cellular component (GO): nucleus
Molecular function (GO): cyclin-dependent protein serine/threonine kinase inhibitor activity
Source: RefSeq, a predicted model, not a curated record